GGGAACUGGAGCUUUUCAGGUUUUCACCUUCUCCAGGUCCUUCACACUGCAGACCACGGGAUCUUUUAUCAAUAAGGUAGGCAGGCUCUUUGCAUUUUUUCCCCCCCUCCCCUUUUCUUUUUGGGGUUGUCUUUGCUUUUUGCCUCUGCCUCCUUAUCCUACCCCGUUCUGUGGCUGGUGCGGGAAAUACUAACCGCAAGUCCGCCAAAAUUUCUAGGAUCCUUCCCUUCAUAUCAAAUCGACCUCAACGUCGUUUACUCUAUGUUAUUAACACCCGGAAGACGUGUGUCUAAUAGUACUUCAAUUGACUGUCCAACACGGCUUGCGUGAACAACGACAGCAAUCGGAGGGGGAUCUCGCUCGGUGAUCCGUCCGCAUCACCGUAUUUCCCACCAUCACCACCACCACACCGCCUCCUUUCUCCCUCCCCCCUACUUACAAUGGCUUCAACAUUGAUUCCGCGGAAAUUUCGAACCGCAGACGCGGAUAAAGACGUACAGCCUUCGUGGUUAAAGCGUCAAGUCACCGGCUGUCUGCAAUCCAUCUCUAGCCGUGCCUGCCACCACCCAAUUCACACAAUCGUCGUGAUCGCUCUUCUUGCGAGUACCACCUACGUCGGACUUCUCGAGGGAAGUUUGUUUGACUCGUUCAGGAACCCCAAAAAUGUGGCUGGUCAGGUGGAUGUGGAUUCUCUACUUCUGGGAAGCAGGAGCCUCCGGUUGGGAGAGUCUACUUCCUGGAAGUGGCAGGUUGAGGACUCGUUGACCCAGGAGGACUACGAGUCUGCUCAGCAUCUGGCCUUGACGACCUUUGUUUUCCCGGACUCGGUCUCUAAAUCGGCUUCGACUGCCCCCAUCGCAGACGCUGUUCCUGUCCCGGCCAAUACCUCUGCGCAACGCGUUCCCACGACUCCAAACCUGUUCUCUCCCUUCUCCCAUGAUUCGUCUCUUGUUUUCUCCCUUCCUUUCGACCAGCUGUCUCAAUUCCUCAGAGCAGUGCAGGAGAUCCCGGACUCCUCAGUCGAACAAGAUGAAGAGGAGCAGAAAAUGUGGAUUAUGCGGGCUGCUCGCGGUCCGAUCUAUGGAUCUAACGGAGCUGUCCGGCUUUGGCUCGCAGAUGCAUGGAGUUCAUUUGUGGAUCUUGUCAAGCACGCGGAAACGAUCGACAUUGUUAUUAUGACCCUGGGAUACUUUUUGAUGCAUCUUAGCUUCGCGUCUCUUUUCUUCUCUAUGCAGCGUCUGGGCUCAAAGUUCUGGCUGGCGACUACCGUGCUCUUCUCGGGCGCCUUUGCUUUCUUAUUUGGUCUCCUGGUUACGACAAAGUUUGGCGUCCCCAUCAACGUACUCCUUCUAUCGGAAGGUCUUCCAUUCCUUGUUGUUACAAUCGGAUUUGAAAAGCCAAUUAUCCUUACCAAGGCUGUCCUCAGUGCAUCCGUGGAUAAGAAGCGCCAGGGUGCCAGCCACGGUCCCGCUCCAGCAACCCCCCUAUCCAUUCAAGACUCCAUUCAAACAGCGAUUAAGGAACAAGGCUUCGAAAUUAUCAGGGAUUACUGCAUUGAAAUCGCAAUCCUCGUCGCAGGCGCUGCUUCUGGUGUCCAAGGUGGUCUGACCCAAUUUUGCUUCCUCGCCGCAUGGAUCCUGUUCUUCGACUGCGUGUUGCUCUUCACCUUCUAUACUACCAUUCUUUGCAUAAAGCUGGAGAUUACUCGAAUCAAGCGCCAUGUGGCUCUUCGUAAGGCUCUUGAGGAGGAUGGCAUUACUCAGCGUGUAGCCGAAAAGGUAGCCUCGAGCAACGACUGGCCUGGUGCCUCGUCCGAGAACGACGUGGCCGAGAAUACGAGCGUCUUUGGCCGCCAGAUCAAGUCAAGCAACGUGCGCCGAUUCAAGAUUCUCAUGGUUGGCGGUUUCGUCCUGGUUAACGUGGUAAACAUGUCUACGAUCCCGUUCCGCAACUCCACUAGCCUGUCCCCUAUUUGUAAUGUGUUUGCGCCUACACCAAUCGAUCCCUUCAAAGUCGCUGAGAAUGGUCUGGAUACCAUCUACGUUUCCGCCAAGAGCCAGAUGACCGAGACCAUUGUGACAGUUGUUCCGCCCAUCAAGUACAAGCUUGAGUACCCUUCGGUGCACUACGCUAAACUUGGUGAGGGCCAGUCUUUUGACAUCGAAUACACCGAUCAGUUCCUGGAUGCUGUUGGUGGGCGCGUGCUCGAGGGUGUUCUCAAGAGCAUCGAAGACCCAGUUAUUAGCAAGUGGAUCAUCGCCGUGUUGACCCUGAGUAUCAUCCUGAAUGGCUAUCUUUUCAAUGCCGCAAGGUGGAGCAUUAAGGAACCAGAGGCUACCCCUACCCCCAAGGAGAUUGUUCCUGAACCCAAGGUUUACCCCAAGGUUGACUUGAAUCCACCUGGCCCCAAGAGAAGCCAAGAGGAAUGUGAAGCAAUGCUCAAGGAAAAGCGAGCAGCUUAUCUCUCGGAUGAGGAGCUGAUUGAGCUCUCUCUGCGCGGCAAAAUUCCUGGAUAUGCUUUGGAAAAAACUCUGGAAAAUGAGGAGCUCAUGAGUCGUGUUGAUGCGUUUACCCGAGCGGUCAAGAUUCGCAGGGCAGUGGUCGCCAGGACCCCUGCAACCUCCAUGGUUACAAGCUCCCUGGAAACAUCAAAGCUUCCCUACAAGCACUACAACUACUCUCUUGUUCAUGGCGCCUGUUGUGAGAAUGUCAUUGGCCAUUUGCCAUUGCCUCUUGGAGUUGCCGGUCCUCUGGUGAUUGAUGGACAAAGCUUUUUCAUUCCUAUGGCUACUACUGAAGGUGUCCUGGUCGCUAGCGCUAGUCGUGGUGCUAAGGCUGUCAAUGCUGGUGGUGGUGCAGUGACUGUUUUGACCGGUGACGGUAUGACUCGUGGUCCUUGCGUUGGAUUCCCUACCCUUGCUCGUGCUGCCGAGGCCAAGGUUUGGCUUGAUUCUGAAGAGGGCCGCAAUAUCAUGACCACUGCAUUCAACUCUACUAGUCGCUUUGCCCGCUUACAGCACAUGAAAACGGCGCUUGCUGGCACUUAUCUGUACAUUCGCUUCAAGACGACUACCGGUGACGCUAUGGGUAUGAACAUGAUUUCGAAGGGUGUUGAGAAGGCUCUCCAUAUUAUGGCGACUGAAUGUGGAUUCGAUGACAUGGCCACGAUCUCUGUUUCAGGUAACUUCUGUACAGACAAGAAAGCUGCUGCUCUCAACUGGAUUGAUGGCCGUGGUAAGUCGGUGGUGGCGGAGGCGAUCAUCCCUGGAGAUGUUGUUCGCAACGUGCUCAAGAGCAACGUGGAUGCCUUGGUUGAGUUGAACACUAGCAAGAACUUGAUUGGUAGUGCGAUGGCGGGAAGCUUGGGUGGCUUCAAUGCACAUGCGUCCAAUAUUGUUACCGCCGUUUUUCUUGCGACUGGUCAGGAUCCUGCCCAGAAUGUCGAGAGCAGCAGCUGUAUUACGACCAUGAGAAAUGCCAAUGGCGAUCUCCAGAUUGCUGUGUCUAUGCCUUCCAUUGAAGUUGGCACCAUCGGUGGUGGCACAAUCCUUGAAGCACAAUCUGCCAUGCUCGACCUUCUUGGUGUGCGUGGCUCUCACCCUACCAACCCCGGAGACAACGCUCGCCAACUCGCACGAAUUGUUGCAGCUGCGGUGCUUGCAGGCGAGCUCAGUCUAUGCUCUGCCCUUGCGGCUGGUCACCUUGUCCGCGCACAUAUGGCACACAACCGCAGCGCUGCUCCCACUCGGUCCGCAACGCCGGUGUCAGCGGCUGUUGGAGCUUCUCGGGGACUUAGCAUGACCUCAUCGAAGUAAACUUGAAAAGUUCACCCAACAUUUUUGUCCGACUGAGCGGCGUAUCUUAUUAUUUGUUUCCCCCUUUACAUUUUACCUCAUGAUAGAACGCAG
Aspergillus ochraceoroseus IBT 24754 is the source of this 3908-nucleotide messenger RNA. RefSeq names its product HMG-CoA reductase (gene hmg1). Bases 441 to 3815 code for a protein of 1124 amino acids. The transcript is spliced from 4 exons. Gene Ontology annotation, biological process: coenzyme A metabolic process; isoprenoid biosynthetic process; ergosterol biosynthetic process. The record is from RefSeq and is a predicted model, not a curated record. Gene Ontology annotation, cellular component: peroxisomal membrane; endoplasmic reticulum membrane. Lineage: Eukaryota; Fungi; Ascomycota; Eurotiomycetes; Eurotiales; Aspergillaceae. Gene Ontology annotation, molecular function: hydroxymethylglutaryl-CoA reductase (NADPH) activity; protein binding.